Musa acuminata subsp. malaccensis (wild Malaysian banana) is the source of this 5236-nucleotide messenger RNA. Its product is annotated as myosin-8. The record is from RefSeq and is a predicted model, not a curated record. Gene Ontology annotation, cellular component: cytoplasm; vesicle; myosin complex. Gene Ontology annotation, biological process: actin filament organization; vesicle transport along actin filament. Lineage: Eukaryota; Viridiplantae; Streptophyta; Magnoliopsida; Zingiberales; Musaceae. Gene Ontology annotation, molecular function: actin filament binding; ATP binding; microfilament motor activity.
AGUCGGCGGAGCGCACAGCGGCGGCGGCGAGACAAGGGCGUCCUGAGGACGAGAGAAAAGUUCUCUCCACCACCUCCUUCUUCCGGCCGUCGCCUCCGUGGGAGCGCUUUCGAAGCUUUAAAGAAGAGGAACGGGCAUUUGGUCGUCCGAGCCGAUCUCGGCGUUGGCGAGGAGCUAGACGAGGGCCUGAUUGUAAAGAAAGAUUGAUUCUUUGGGCACGAAGUGGAUACUGGCUCCGGCGGCAAGCUUGGAUUUUUGAUUAGGGCCCGGGAGGACUUCGAGAAGCUUUUCGAGGUUCUGACAUCGUCGGGAUCUGAAGAUGGCAACCCAGCCCAAUAUUGCCGUGGGAUCUGAGGUCUGGGUCGAAGAUCCUGAUGUGGCUUGGAUAGAUGGGGAAGUUUUGGAUGUCAAAAGGGACGAAAUCACCAUUAGCUGUAGUUCUGGAAAGACGGUGACUGCCAAAACUUUGAAGGUUCAUCCUAAGGAUCCUGAGGCCGCACCUGGUGGGGUGGAUGACAUGACAAAGCUUGCUUAUUUGCAUGAACCUGGAGUUUUACAGAACUUAAGAUCUAGAUAUGACAUGAAUGAAAUCUAUACCUAUACUGGAAACAUAUUGAUCGCUGUCAAUCCUUUCCGAAGGCUGCCUCAUCUCUAUGAUAGCCACAUGAUGGAACAAUACAAAGGGGCAGUUUUUGGUGAGCUAAGUCCUCAUCCAUUUGCUGUUGCAGAUGCUGCAUACCGGCAGAUGAUAAAUGAGGGAGUAAGCCAAUCAAUUUUGGUAAGUGGAGAAAGUGGAGCAGGUAAAACAGAAAGCACCAAAAUGCUUAUGCGGUAUCUUGCAUACAUGGGAGGUAGAGUUGCAUCUGAAGGCCGAACUGUCGAGCAACAAGUGUUGCAGUCGAAUCCUGUUCUUGAAGCAUUUGGGAAUGCAAAGACAGUUAGAAACAACAAUUCAAGUCGUUUUGGCAAGUUUGUUGAGAUUCAGUUUGAUCAGAGUGGAAGGAUCUCCGGAGCUGCCAUUCGAACUUACCUUCUUGAGAGAUCUCGGGUCUGCCAAGUAUCUGAUCCUGAGAGAAAUUAUCAUUGUUUUUACAUGCUUUGUGCAGCUCCACCAGAGGAUAUAGGAAGAUUUAAACUGGGAAGUCCUAGAACAUUUCACUAUCUUAACCAGUCUAAGUGCUAUGAGCUUGAUGGAGUAGAUGAUGCAAAAGAGUACCUGGAAACUAAAAACGCUAUGGAUAUUAUUGGAAUAACUGCUGAUGAACAGGAUGCCAUUUUCCGGGUUGUGGCUGCUAUUCUUCAUUUAGGGAAUGUUGAGUUUGCAGAUGGAAAGGAAAUAGACUCAUCACAGCCAAAAGAUGAAAAAUCUUGGUUUCAUUUGAGAACUGCUGCUGAACUUUUAAUGUGUGAUGUAAAUGCACUCGAGGAUUCUUUGUGUACGCGUGUUAUUGUAACCCGUGAUGAGAACAUAGUAAAAACCUUGGAUUUGGCAGCUGCUGUGCUUAGUAGGGAUGCCCUUGCAAAAAUCAUAUAUUCACGACUUUUUGAUUGGCUUGUAAACAAAAUCAACAAUUCGAUUGGUCAAGAUCCUGAUUCAAAGAACUUAAUUGGAGUUCUGGACAUAUAUGGCUUUGAAAGUUUCAAGACAAACAGCUUUGAGCAGUUCUGCAUCAAUCUGACAAAUGAAAAAUUGCAGCAACAUUUUAACCAGCAUGUUUUUAAAAUGGAGCAAGAAGAAUAUACAAAAGAAGAAAUCGAUUGGAGUUACAUUGAAUUUGUUGAUAAUCAGGAUAUUCUUGAUCUGAUCGAAAAGAAACCUGGUGGAAUAAUUGCUCUUCUUGAUGAAGCUUGCAUGUUACCCAGAUCAACGCAUGAAACAUUUGCUCAGAAGUUGUACCAGUCCUUCAAAAACAAUAAGCGGUUCAGCAAGCCAAAAUUAUCACGCUCUGAUUUUAUAAUUUCCCACUAUGCUGGUGAUGUCACCUACCAGACAGAAUUUUUCUUGGACAAGAACAAAGAUUAUGUUGUUGCUGAGCACCAGGCACUCUUGACGGCCUCUAAAUGUUCUUUUGUUUCAAGCCUAUUUCCUCCUCUCUCUGAGGAUGCAUCAAAAUCCUCAAAAUUUUCAUCAAUUGGCGCUAGAUUUAAGCAACAAUUACAGGCUCUGCUAGAAACUCUAAGUGCCACUGAGCCACACUAUAUUCGUUGUGUGAAACCAAAUAAUCUUCUGAAGCCAGCAAUUUAUGAGAAUCAUAAUGUUCUCCAGCAGCUACGUUGUGGGGGGGUGAUGGAGGCAAUUAGGAUAAGUUGUGCUGGAUAUCCAACUAGACGAACAUUUGAUGAAUUCAUAGACCGUUUUGGCAUCCUUGCACCUGAAGUUUUCGAUGGAAGUUGUGAUGAGGUAGCUGUCUCAAAGAAGUUGUUAGGAAAAGUGAAUCUCAAAGGCUAUCAGAUAGGAAAGACGAAGGUGUUUCUUCGAGCUGGACAGAUGGCUGAACUUGAUGCCCUUAGAAAUGAAGUCUUAGGGAGAUCUGCUAACUUAAUUCAAAGAAAAGUUCGAUCAUACUUGUCCCGUAGAAGUUUCAUUUUGCUGAAAAAGUCUGCCAUAAUGAUUCAAACAAUAUGCAGAGGACAACAUGCAAGGCAAAUUUAUGAGAUCAAGCGGAAAGAAGCUGCUGCACUUAGGAUUCAGACAUAUUUUCGUGUGCAUUUUGCAAGAAAAACUUACAAGGAGUUGUUAUAUUCAUCUAUCACAAUUCAAGCUGGUUUACGUGGGAUGACUGCUCGUAAGGAGCUUCGUUUCAGGCAACAGACAAAAGCUGCAACCAUUAUUCAGAGUCGAUGCCGCCAAUACUUGGCAUGUUUGCAUUAUUCAAGAAUGAAGAAAGCAGCAAUCACUACUCAAUGUUCAUGGAGAGGAAGAGUUGCGAGAAGUGAACUGCGGAAAUUAAAAAUGGCUGCAAGAGAAACCGGUGCCCUUCAAGCUGCUAAAAAUAAGUUAGAAAAGCAAGUUGAGGAACUUACAUGGCGUCUACAGCUGGAGAAACGCAUACGGGCGGAUAUGGAAGAAGCUAAAACACAGGAGAAUGCAAAACUGCAAGCUGCUUUGCAGGAGAUGCAACAAAAAUUUGAUGAAACAAAAGCUUUGCUAGUAAAAGAACAGGAGGCUGCCAAGCAGGCUGCUGAACAAGUUCCUGUCGUUAAAGAAAUCCCAGUUAUUGAUACAGUUCUUAUGGAUAAGCUUAGGGAUGAGAAUGAGAAGCUUAAGGCUUUAGUGAGUUCUCUUGAAAUGAAGAUUGAUGAAUCUGAGAAGAAGUAUGAAGAAACAAGCAGAAUUAGUGAGGAAAGGCUGAAGAAGGCAACGGAGGCAGAAUCUAAGAUCGUUAACCUCAACAGUGCAAUUGAAAGGCUUCAAGAGAAACUAUCUAACCUGGAGUCAGAGGAUCAGAUUCUUCGGCAGCAGGCUAUGUUGCAUUCACCAAUAAAACGCAUGUCAGAACAUUUAUCAAUUCCAGUCACUCCUACCAAUCAGAAUUUGGAAAAUGGUCACCAUGAUUUCCAAGAGCCUAAGGAAGUUCAGAGUGCACCUCCUGCUGUCAAUGAUUAUGCAAAUGGUGGUACCAAGUUAAAUAGACCCUCCAUCGAGAGGCAGCAGGAAGAUGUUGAUGCCCUUAUUAAUUGUGUCUCUAAAAAUAUCGGAUUUAGUGAAGGAAAGCCAGUAUCUGCAUUCACAAUCUACAAAUGUCUUAUUCAUUGGAAAUCAUUUGAAGCAGAAAAGACUAGUGUUUUUGAUCAUCUUAUACAGAUGAUCGGUUCUGCAAUUGAGGAUGAGCAUGACAAUGACCAUCUUGCAUACUGGCUAUCAAAUGGUUCUACUUUGUUAUUCCUGCUGCAACGAAGUCUUAAAGUUGCUGGUGCAGUUGGGAGUACUGCACAACGAAAACCUCCUGCGCCAACAUCAUUUUUUGGGAGAAUGACUCAAAGUUUUCGCUCCUCAUCUUCUGUAAGCCUUGCUGUGGAUGGACUAUCUGUUGUGCGCCAAGUUGAGGCAAAGUAUCCUGCCUUGCUUUUCAAGCAGCAGCUAACAGCUUAUGUGGAGAAGAUAUAUGGAAUUAUCCGUGAUAAUGUGAAAAAGGAUUUAUCUUCCUUGCUAUCGUUAUGCAUCCAGGCCCCAAGAACAACAAGGGCAAGUAUGCUGCGAGGUGUUGGGCGUUCACCUCGUCAGACACAAGGGAACCAUUGGCAGAACAUCAUUGAGAGACUCGAUAACCUCCUUAAAACAAUGCAAGAAAAUUAUGUACCUCUUGUUCUAAUUCAGAAGAUGUACACACAAAUUUUCUCAUUCAUCAACGUACAAGUUUUUAACAGUCUGCUUCUUCGUCGUGAGUGUUGCUCUUUUAGCAACGGAGAGUAUGUGAAAUCUGGUCUAGGUGAACUGGAACUAUGGUGUACAAAAACAAAACCUCAGUACACAGGUUUGUCUUGGGAUGAACUUAAGCACAUUAGACAAGCUGUUGGUUUCUUGGUGAUAUUUCAGAAGUAUAGGAUUUCAUAUGAUGAGAUUGUGAACGAUCUCUGCCCAGUUCUUAGUGUCCAGCAGCUCUAUAGAAUUUGCAUUCAGUACUGGGAUGACAAGUACAAUACAAAAAGCGUCUCUGCAGAUGUCCUCUCCAAUAUGCGGGUAUUAAUGACACAGGAUUCUAAUGACGCAGAAAGCAGUGCCUUCCUGCUAGAUGAUAACUCGAGCAUUCCCUUCUCGGUAGAUGACUUGUUAAGCUCUUUGCAAGAGAAGGAAUUUAUGCAUGUCAGGUCAGCAGAGGAACUUAUGGAAAACCCGGCCUUCCAAUUUUUACAGGAAUGAUAGGCUCUGUCUAGACCCGAGGAAUUCUCGCAUUAUAAUCUUUAAGUGGUAGAAGUUCAUUACCAUACCAUUUUUCAGCAUUCAUUUUUUCCCUUUCAGUGGGUGUGUAUAUUUGAUGGUGGGAGUAAAAUGUGUAAGAUUUUGUUAGGGGCAAUUUGUAGGGAUGGGAUGAGUGUCACCACCCUCCAUUAAGAGUUCUUCACACAAGAUGCAGAAGACGUUUUGUUCUACACACCGUUGCUUCUGUUCAAUUAUAUUGUUUGUGGAAGGGAAUGUUCUGAGAGUCCCCCUCCCCAUUUUAACUUGUAUAGUAUAUAUAGGAUUAGUACGAAAUAAUGAUUAUAAAGCAGAAUACUCACAAGCAGAUAAAUUAUU